Molecule: messenger RNA, 1600 nt
Organism: Dermatophagoides pteronyssinus (European house dust mite)
Lineage: Eukaryota; Metazoa; Arthropoda; Arachnida; Sarcoptiformes; Pyroglyphidae
Product: tubulin-specific chaperone E-like
Molecular function (GO): protein binding
Source: RefSeq, a predicted model, not a curated record
AAAAAUUCGUUUUUAUUUUGGAUUUUUUAGAGAAUAACCGAAUAAUGAAUAAUCGAAAAUCAUUUAUUGAUGCAUUAUAUUCUAAAUAUUGUGAUGAUGAUGAAACUGCAAUUAUUGAUCUACCACAAUUGGAUGGACAUCGACGUGUUUGUGAAUGGGUCGGUAUGGAAAAGAUUAAAAAUCAAUUGAAAAAUUUAAAUAAUCUACGAUGGAUCGAUUUAUCCGAUCAACAAAUUGAUCGACCAUAUAAUGAUGAUAAUGAUUUUGAUCAAAAUCAAUUUCAUCUACCAAAAGCUUGUUCAUUAUAUUUGGCAAAAAAUUUCCUAACAAAUUGGUUGGAUAUUGCUAAAAUUAUUAAAUUAACACCAUUGAUUGAAGAAUUAAUUUUAUCAUCCAAUCCAUUACGGCCACCAAGUGAUAAAGAAAUUGUUGAAAUUUGUGAUCAUUUUAAACGAUUAAAAGCAAUUAUUCUUGGUGAUCUUAAUUAUGAUUGGUCAUCAUUACUUCAAUGUUCAAAAUUAUGGCCGUCAAUCGAACGAAUCAGUUUAUUUGAAAAUCAAAUUCAAACUAUACAAAUUGUUGAUAAUAAUCAAUUUGAAAAUUUAAAAUUUCUUAGCCUUUCCAAAAAUCCUAUAUCCGAUUGGAAUGAAAUUUGUAUGCUUGGAAAAUUACCAAAAUUAGAAACACUUGAAUUACCAAAUUGUCAAAUUAAAAUGAUAAGAUUCAAUGAAAAUAAUCUUUUCUCUAAACUUCAAUACUUAGAUCUAUCAUAUAAUCAGAUUAAUGAUUGGCAAUCGAUUGCCGAAUUAAAUAAACUUUUAUCAUUGAAAAUAUUAUUAUUAAAACGAAAUCCAUUAUUCGAUACGAAUGAAUAUUAUCAUAAUUUUAAUUUUAUUUUAUCACGUAUACGACGAUUAGAAAAAUUGGAUCGUGAACCAAUUAAAAAAGAAUCCCGUAAUGAUGGUGAAAAAUAUUAUCUACGAAUGAUUUAUCCAGAAUAUUUAGAAUGCUAUAAAAAUCCUAAAACACGUUUAAAAUUUUUUGAUGAAAAUCCAUGUUUUCAACAAAUACUUUCGGAAUUAGGUGAACCAAUUAUUGCAAAAAAUUUAACUAAACAAGAAAAAAUACAACAAAAUUUUAUUCAUCUAAAUAUUUAUGAUGAACAAAAUCCUGAUCAAUCAAGAAAAUAUGUACGAAAACAAAUACCAAUUACAAUGAAAGUUUUUAAUCUUAAAUUUAUGUUAAAACAUUUAUUACAUUUAUCCGAUGAAUUUGAAUUAUUAGUAAAAUCAAUUGAUAAUAAUUGGCACUAUGAAGAAAUAAUGGAAGAUCGUAAUGAUGUUUGUGCAUAUUGUAUUGAUGAUAAUGUUGGAAUUUUUGUUAAAAGAAUUUAAAGAAAAAGAAAAAAAUUUGAUUAAUAAAUAUAUAAAUUUUAUUUUUUUUCAAUUGAAAAUUUUUGUUUAAAAUCAAUCAAUUUGUGUGUGUGUAACACAGGCGGCAAUAACAAUUCCAAUGGUUAGUAAAAUAUUGAAUUGUAUUGAAAUGGAAAAUGUUUUUUGUUUUGUUUUGUUUUUUUGGCACAAAAGAAAAUGUUUAAUGU